UCCCGCGCCACUUUGUUUUUGAAGCAACCACGCGCACCCACGAGAGACGCAAGACCAGACUGUGAUUUGAACAAGAGAGCAGUUAGAAAGAAGAAUUUAUAAUGAAAAUCGAAGAAGUUAAAAGUACAACCAAGACACAACGUAUAGCAACGCAUAGCCAUAUAAAGGGAUUAGGUUUGAACGAAGAUGGUGCUGCAAUAAACAUAGCAUCAGGAUUGGUUGGUCAAGAAAAUGCACGAGAGGCAUGCGGUGUUAUUGUGGACUUGAUAAAAAGCAAAAAGAUGGCUGGAAGAGCAGUGUUGUUAGCUGGUCCCCCUGGUACUGGCAAAACUGCUUUGGCUUUAGCUACAGCUCAAGAUCUUGGACCAAAGGUUCCUUUUUGUCCUAUGGUUGGUAGUGAAGUGUAUUCUACUGAAGUUAAAAAAACGGAAGUACUUAUGGAAAACUUUCGACGUGCCAUAGGCUUACGAAUCAAAGAAACAAAGGAAGUUUAUGAAGGAGAAGUAACAGAGCUUACACCUUUUGAAACUGAAAAUCCAAUGGGUGGAUACGGCAAAAGUGUCAGUCAUAUUAUAAUUGGUUUAAAAACUGCAAAAGGGACCAAGCAAUUAAAACUUGAUCCAGCAAUAUAUGAAAGCUUGCAAAAAGAGAAAGUGGAGCCAGGUGAUGUUAUUUAUAUUGAGUCAAAUAGCGGUGCAGUCAAAAGACUAGGACGAUCUGAUGCAUUUGCAACAGAGUUUGACUUGGAAGCUGAAGAAUAUGUUCCUCUACCAAAAGGUGAUGUACAUAAAAAGAAAGAGAUUGUUCAAGAUGUUACCUUGCAUGAUCUGGAUAUUGCAAAUGCUCGGCCACAAGGGGGACAAGAUGUUUUAUCUAUGAUGGGACAACUUAUGAAGCCAAAAAAGACUGAGAUAACUGACAAACUUCGAAAAGAGAUUAACAAAGUAGUCAAUAAGUACAUUGAUCAGGGUGUUGCGGAAUUGGUUCCAGGUGUUUUGUUUAUUGAUGAAGUACACAUGCUUGAUAUUGAAUGCUUUACUUAUCUUCAUAAAGCAUUGGAAUCUUCACUGUCACCAAUUGUAAUAUUUGCAACAAAUCGUGGAUCGUGUACAAUACGGGGUACAGAUAUUCGGGCACCUCAUGGAAUUCCCUUGGAUUUGCUUGAUCGAGUCAUGAUUAUAAGAACAAUGCCUUACUCAAAGCAAGAAAUGAUGCAGAUUAUAAAGAUCAGAAGCCAAAUAGAAGGAAUCCAACUUGAUGAUGAGUCAUUAACUGAACUUGGCACAGUUGGUUGUAACUCAACUUUACGAUACGCUGUUCAGUUGUUGACACCAGCUUCUGUGCUUGCGAAAAUAAAUGGACAGGAUUGUGUUACAGUAAAUGAAAUUCAUGAAAUAAACGAAUUAUUUUUUGAUGCUAAAUCUUCCGCAAAGUUAUUAGCAGAGCAAGGAAAUUUGUAUAUGAAAUAGAAGUUAUAAACAAUAAACUUAACCUGUGCACCUGUGGCAAUGUAUGAAGUGUAGCAAAUAACCGUGUUCUCUAUACGAAACAUUAAGUCAAUAUCUUGUUCCCUUAAAAUAUUGUUAAAAAGAUGUUUGUUUUUGUAAACAUGAUCAUGCUAGAUUAAAUAUAUAUAGCAUAGUAAUGCAAAGUGGA
Messenger RNA from Hydractinia symbiolongicarpus, 1656 nucleotides. Its product is annotated as ruvB-like 1. The coding region runs from base 102 to 1469 and encodes 455 amino acids. Gene Ontology annotation, molecular function: ATP hydrolysis activity; DNA helicase activity; ATP binding. The transcript is spliced from 2 exons. The record is from RefSeq and is a predicted model, not a curated record. Gene Ontology annotation, cellular component: R2TP complex; NuA4 histone acetyltransferase complex; Ino80 complex. Gene Ontology annotation, biological process: chromatin remodeling; regulation of transcription by RNA polymerase II; box C/D snoRNP assembly. Lineage: Eukaryota; Metazoa; Cnidaria; Hydrozoa; Anthoathecata; Hydractiniidae.